AUGAGAAAUAAUGGAACAAUUUAUGAUGGUUUAAAUGAAAAGAGAAAUAAAUAUAAUCAAAUUAAGAAUGACAAUGAAUCUGGCCAUGUGAAGCAAUCUAAAGCUCUUCAUGAUAGUUCUGUUGAAUUUCAGAGUUUUCUUCAAAAUAACAAUAUACAAGGAGCUAAAGUAUUUCUGCAUGAGCUUAACAAAGGGCUUAGCAUUGAUAUUGGAAAUUCAAAAACAGUUGUUUUAAUGGAUGCAACGGGGUCUAUGUCACACUUGCUGCAGAACGCUAAAAAUACUGUGAAAGUUAUGUUUUCAAGAGUCUGCGCAGUUUUAUCAAAGAAAGGGGUUAGUUCUGAGUGUUUUCAGCUUCAGUACUGUGUUUAUAGAAACUAUAGUUCAAAUGAGGAUAAAAUACUCCAAGUUUCCCCAUGAACAAAUAAGCCUGAUAUUCUAGAAAGAUUUAUGGAAAACGUGCGACCUGAAGGUGGUCAAGGAAAUGAAGCAAUAGAAGUUGGAUUAUGGCACAUAAAUAAGAUUUCGCAAAAUGAUAAAAUUUCACAAGUAAUUUUAAUUGGUGACUGUCCUCCAAAUACUAUUGAUAAUAUUGCUGAAAAGAGAGGUGCACGAUCAUCUUAUUGAAAUAGUUCAAAAUUUAGCAGCGUCGAAUAUUACGAGCGAGAAUUAGCAAAAAUUAUAAGUAAACAAAUCCCAAUAAAUGCCUUUUAUGUCGAUAACUGCGCUAAAGUUAAAUUUGAAGAGAUAGCAAGACUUACAAAAGGCCAAAGCGGAUUUCUUGAUAUUAAUUCAAGCUCAGGAGCUGAUAGACUCACUGAUUUAGUUUCUACAGAAGUUUUAAGAAAAUCUGCUGGAGAAGACGCCGUAAAGCUUUAUAGAGAAAUGUACCCUCGCUCAUAUACUUAA
Messenger RNA from Blepharisma stoltei, 909 nucleotides. Lineage: Eukaryota; Ciliophora; Heterotrichea; Heterotrichida; Blepharismidae. The record is from the annotation of a GenBank genome assembly.